This is a messenger RNA of Mercurialis annua (annual mercury), 749 nucleotides long. Its product is annotated as protein SLE1. Gene Ontology annotation, biological process: response to abscisic acid. NCBI's taxonomy places the organism in Eukaryota, Viridiplantae, Streptophyta, Magnoliopsida, Malpighiales, Euphorbiaceae. The coding region runs from base 232 to 576 and encodes 114 amino acids. The record is from RefSeq and is a predicted model, not a curated record. Gene Ontology annotation, cellular component: cytosol. The transcript is spliced from 2 exons.
GAGUUCAACCAUGGAGUCACGACUCGUGUCAUUCUGCUUGCUUAUGUAUCCAACAAGCGUGUCAUUACCAUGCAACUAUCUCCUCCUGCUUUGCCGCGUCUGUAUCCUUACGUGUUGCCUUUUCCUCAUUGCUCACCGUCACAACUCUGCUAUAAAAAACCUAAUGGAUAGCCUGGGUUCAGUCUGAAAAAGCCAAAGCAGUGAAGAAAUCAAGUAAGCAAAGUGAGAAAAAUGGCGUCAGGUCAAGAACGAGCCGAUCUCGACGAGAAGGCUAGACGAGGAGAGACAGUUGUUCCUGGUGGAACUGGUGGUAAGAGUCUUGAAGCCCAAGAGCAUCUUGCUGAAGGCCGGAGCCGUGGCGGACAGACGAGGAGGGAGCAGCUAGGGACUGAAGGGUACAAGGAGCUUGGCCAUAAAGGAGGUGAGACUCGAAGGGAUCAGAUAGGGAUUGAAGGGUAUCAGGAGAUGGGCCGUAAAGGCGGACUCAGUACUAUGGAGAAGUCUGGUGGAGAACGAGCUGAGGAGGAAGGGGUUGACAUUGACGAGUCAAAAUACAAGACUCGGAGCUCAGCCUAGCUUUUGUAGCUUGUUGGUUUUUAGUUCUAGUUUGUUAAUGUAGAAGUUCAUGCAAGCCUGGAAACAAGGGAGUGUUACGUGUGUAUGUUAAGACUUAUGUGUCUUUAAAUUCUGUGUAGUGUUCAAAAACUUUGUAGUUUGACUCUAAAAUAAUGAAGUACUUCUAUUAGUAA